UGACUGAAAACAUAGCAAUCCCCGCGACUAUGCAUGCCCUGACGUUCUGCAAUAUGGACAUGACGCCAAAGCUUGAGCUAGACAGGCCGGUGCCUAAGCCAGGCCCAGGGGAGGUACUCAUUAAGGUCUCUCGCGCUGGCGUUUGCAGCACGGACUUGGAAAUUAUUCGCGGUUACGUGCCCGGUUACAACGGCGUGCUGGGACACGAGUUCGUUGGGACGGUUGUGGCAUAUGGUCCGCCACCGCCCGCCGCCGCCGCCGGCUCGGGCGCUGACACGGGGAGCUGGCCUCCCCCGUCUACGCCGCUGGGCACGCGUGUGGUUGGCGAGAUCAACUGCAACGACGCCCACUACACGUGCGCAGAUGCCGUGUUUCAACGGAACCACGCGCCGGGCAGGUCCGUCCUGGGCAUCAUCGGCCGCGACGGCUGCCUGGCCCAAUACACCGCGCUGCCGGCCCUCAACCUACACGUAGUGCCCCCGGGGCUGUCGGACGCGGAGGCGGUGUUUGCGGAGCCGCUGGCCGCCGCCUGCCGCAUCCCGGAGCAGGGCCUGCCGCGGCAGCCGGGCUCAGACCGCGUCGCCGUGAUCGGCGAUGGCAAGCUGGGUCUGCUGACGGCGGCGGUGUUGUCGCGGCACCUGGCGGCGGCGGGCGGCCACCGGCUGACGCUGGUCGGGCGGCACGACGCCAAGAUGGCGCUGGUACCCGGGGACCUGGACCGGGUGGUGUCGGAGGGCGACGGCUCCGCGGUGGCAGAGCGGCUGGGCGGCCAGUUUGAUCUGGUGGUGGAGGCGUCAGGCUCUGCGCACGGCAUUCGCACGGCACUGGCUCUGUGUCGGCCGCUGGGCACGGUCCUGCUCAAAUCCACCGUCAGUACCCUCCAGCCGCCGGCUGCACCCGCGACCGCAACCACGGCAGGGUCCGAGCAGGGCCAGCAGCAGGGGCCGGCGGCGGCCACGGCGGCUGCCCCCACGUGGGCUGAGCUGGCAAACGACAUUGUGGUGAAUGAGAAGGUGCUGGUGGGCAGCAGGUGCGGCCCCUUCGACGCGGCGCUGCAGCUGAUGGCGGGCGACGAGGGCGUGCGGCGCCUGCUGCGGUCCAUGGUGGCGGCGGAGCUGCAGCUGGCGGCGGCGGGCACGGCGGCCCUGGAGCGGGCGGCCAGCAAGGGAACUCUCAAGGUGCAGGUCGUCAUGUGAGCACGUGUGUGUAUGUGCGUGUGUUUGUGUGUGUGUGUGCGUACGUGUGUGUUAAGGAACGAAACGACAGCCCAGACGACGCUGGAGUCACUUACGUCAUGGGAACACGUAUGUGUGUACGUGUGUGUAUGUGUGUGCUGGGAGGUCCAGAUGGGUAGUCAGGGUUCACGCCCCAAAUAAACAAGGCUGGCCGGGGGGCAGAGAUGUGGCCGGACGGAGAGGACUGUCUCAUGCUGGGCGGGUGGCAGUGAUUACCAGUAUUUGUGGUGGGUGGGAUUCGGGUGGCUGUGCGGGGCUUCGGAUGCGGCACUCUAUUAGUGCGUGGAGGGCAGGUGUCGGGCUGCGUGUGGGGUGGAGGCGGAGAGGUGCCACUGACGCUGAGUGUCGGCUGCAGCAGUGUGGUGCCGGUGAAGAGUGGCCUGCGGCAGGAGGCAAAAGGCGGGGUUGGUAAGGAGUGAGGACUCACUGGGCUGCAGCAUUGGCUGUGAUUUGCUGUGAUUGACGGCAUUGCCAGCGUAUGUGACAUGUGCAUGGUAUCUGAACGCGUGUGGGUUGGCAGCCAACGCAGCUUGCUGGGUGUCCACGUGGAGUCGUGGAUAGUCAUCAUCCCUGCGUGCCUGGGUGUAGCUGCCCUGAUGUCCCCGUAGAGGAAGCAGAUCUGGGGAGCUGGCUGGUGGGACCUGCCUCGACAUACGUUAGAGCCUGCCUAGGGAGCGCGGGACUGCGCGGGUGCAGGGCAGUGCCAGGGCCCAAAGGGUGGGGCUGUCAAGUGCCGAGUGGUGUGGCGGCAACAGCUGCAGAUGAUACUUGAAGACAAUCCGUUCGAUUGGAGAUAUUUACACACUUGAACGCACUUGCAUCUCAGUCUUGGGCUUGGGUCGGGCGGAACCCUACGGGUCCAUGCACAAGCCUUGGCCGCGUGAUGGUGUAAUGCUUUACAAAA
This is a messenger RNA of Chlamydomonas reinhardtii, 2139 nucleotides long. RefSeq lists its product as uncharacterized. The transcript has 7 exons. The record is from RefSeq and is a predicted model, not a curated record. The coding region runs from base 54 to 1196 and encodes 380 amino acids. NCBI's taxonomy places the organism in Eukaryota, Viridiplantae, Chlorophyta, Chlorophyceae, Chlamydomonadales, Chlamydomonadaceae.